AUGGUCCGCCUCAUCCAUUCCGUCCUUGCCAUGCUAGCCGUGGCAUUGGCGGUACAUGCCUGCGACUACUGCCAGUGCAAGUUCACGGACGGGUCCCACUGCUGUACGACCUCGACGUACGCCCACAGCUGCGAGGAAGUCUGCAAGAACGCCGCGCGGUACGGCGACGACGUCAAGUGCAGCGCCGGCGGCCUCUCCGAGUGUAUCGGCUACUUUCCUGCCAACGGGCGCGCUCAGUGCAACAGCCAAGCCUACGAUUUCGACUAG
Messenger RNA from Colletotrichum gloeosporioides, 267 nucleotides. RefSeq lists its product as uncharacterized. The coding region runs from base 1 to 267 and encodes 88 amino acids. NCBI's taxonomy places the organism in Eukaryota, Fungi, Ascomycota, Sordariomycetes, Glomerellales, Glomerellaceae. The record is from RefSeq and is a predicted model, not a curated record. The transcript has a single exon.